Molecule: messenger RNA, 1131 nt
Organism: Dracunculus medinensis (Guinea worm)
Lineage: Eukaryota; Metazoa; Nematoda; Chromadorea; Rhabditida; Dracunculidae
Source: the annotation of a GenBank genome assembly
AUGGUUGAAUGGAAAGAAAUAUCGUCGACAGGUCAGAUAACUCGAUCGGAUGUUAAAUAUGCUUAUAUAAACAAUGAAAAGUAUGGAUGUGUUUUCGUUCCUCCAUCAGCAGUACUUCCAGUUGAUUGUGUGAAUGCUGAUGUGUCGCUUUAUCUGAAAGCGGGUGACAUUGUGCACUUUACAGCAGUGCCUCAGCGCGGAAAGAAUCAUUGUCGAUAUGUGCAAAUUUCUAAUAACAAUGAUCGUUACCAAGCGCCGAUGGAUAUUUCAAAUAGACAACAAGAUCGAAUUCAUGGAAUACCAGAACAACAGAAUACCAAGCUUCUUACAAUACAUUUUAUAAGAUCUUGCGGAUAUAAAAAGAAGGCAAAAGCGAUUUUUUUGUAUAAGAUUCGAUUCAUAAAGUUGAAAUUAUCAAGUGCCACCGAUGACAUUUCUUAUAAACAAAAAAUUGUUACUAUUACUCUUGUCACGGAAACAUUUGCAUAUGCUACGAACGAUGAACUUGGAGGAGUAUUCGUUCCUGGUUCUGCAUUUCACCAAUGCGAAGUUACUAAAUUGGAUAGUUAUCUUACUUUUGGUGAUCGGGUUAUCGUCGUUGUUCGCCCACAAGUUCCAAGAUCAGGUUGUAAUUGGAUUGCUGAAUCAGCUACGAAGAUUUCCGACGCAAACAAUCCGCCACAAACUAUUAUUGCAGACCCUUCUAUGGAAUGGCCAGAAACUAAAAAUGGCCUAUUGGGCUCACUAGAAGUCAAUGAAUUUUUUAAAGGAUUUGGAUCAGUUGUGUUCAUCUCAAAAGACAAGGCGAAAGUGUUGAGUUAUAAUCAAACGACAAUAAUUUGUCCAAUAUUAACUUGGAGUGGUGGCAAUAAUGGCAACAAUACAGCGGAAGGUCUGGAUGAAAUUCUCGUGAUUGGUGAAAUAGUUUAUUUCGAAUCUGUAUUUAUUAAUGGUGAAUGGCGUGCCAAAAAUUGGUCUGCUAAAGUACACAACAAAACUUUUUCAGAGUCUUUUACUCAGACUGCGAUAUGUGCGGAACAAAUGCUUCUUAGAGCGCUAAAAUCUAACCUGAAUAAUUUUGCUCAAGAAAAAUGUCCUAAUAUCACUGCUUUCACAGAAUUACUGAAUUAA